Messenger RNA from Closterium sp. Yama58-4, 813 nucleotides. NCBI's taxonomy places the organism in Eukaryota, Viridiplantae, Streptophyta, Zygnematophyceae, Desmidiales, Closteriaceae. The record is from the annotation of a GenBank genome assembly.
AUGAUGAAUAUCGUGCGUAACCCGGCAGCUGCGGCGGGCGGAGCGGCUGCGGAGGCGGCGCAGGGGGGAUCCCGCGGAUCGCGGCAUCCGCUGCUGCGCGCAGCGCAAGCCGUAAUAGGCACUGCCGUUCUGGGUGUUGGCGGAGGGUGCGCGUAUGUCACGUAUGCGUAUGAGACAAAGGAUGUGAUUCAGUGGACCAAGGAGAAGAGGGGGGAAAUUAGCAAGAGACCCCAGGAGGGCCUGGACGGAUUGGUGACUAAGGGCCUGAAUGCUGCUGUGGAUGUGGCCCAAUGGUAUGUCGACACGCGGGCAGACGUGGAAGAGCGCAUUCAUAAGUUCAACCAGCCGGCAUCGGACCGCCUACUCCCAGACCUCACACCCCAGGAGGCGCAUGUCUAUACCCUCGUGCUGGACCUAGAGGGAACUCUCGUGCACUCCGACUGGAAGAGGGACCGUGGCUGGCGCACGUUCAAGCGGCCGGGCGCCGAGGCGUUUCUGGAGAGAAUGGCGCAGUUCUUCGAGGUGGUGGUGUUCUCAGACCAGCUCAAUCUGUCUGUCGAUCCCAUAUUGGAUCGUCUGGAUCAGAAGGGGUGCAUUCGCUACCGCCUAUACCGGGAUGGAACACUCUACACUGACGGGAACUACGUGCGGGACCUAUCCAAGCUCAACCGUGACCCCAACAAGGUCAUCUACAUCAGCUCUCUCCCCCAGUCUGUACUGCAAAAGGAGAAUCUCGUCCCCCUGCCCGCGUGGAAGGACACGGGAUCAGACACAGCACUCCUAGACCUCCUCCCGUUCCUCGAGUGUGAGUGA